This is a messenger RNA of Exaiptasia diaphana, 1212 nucleotides long. RefSeq lists its product as uncharacterized. The record is from RefSeq and is a predicted model, not a curated record. Lineage: Eukaryota; Metazoa; Cnidaria; Anthozoa; Actiniaria; Aiptasiidae. Bases 11 to 853 code for a protein of 280 amino acids. The transcript is spliced from 2 exons.
UCAAUGUUAAAUGCCUUCGAUGCAACCACUGCAAGUAUUUUCGCCCGAUCUUGACCAAAGCAAGAACUGGUUUGCUUUAUCAAAGGAUCUGUGUGGUGCUCCUCCCAGGAAUUUACGCCGACGGAGCAUCGAUGAUUCUACGUUUUUGAAAUCAGAAGGAUUCCUAGCGAUCAAAGCCCUUAUUAACCAAAAGGGCUUUCAUUCACACCCAAWUUGUAAUUCGGAACAUUCCAACACCAAACUUUCUUUCAUAACGCAAUCAAAAGUCUACGGCAGCAAUAAUUCUGCACCAGCAAUACCAGAAACACCAAAAGGUCAGUCACCAAAUGCCUCAGAUGCCGGAAGCUCUCCGAAAUUAUACCUAUCGCCUUCAAAUUCGUCUUCGUCUUCCUCUUUGUCUUGCUCUUUCAAGGAAAUAGAGGAACACGAUUACAAGCCAGAAUAUAAAAAAAGAAAGAUCAGGGAAAAAUGUGAAAACAUUAUGAAAGAAAUUCACAAGAUUUGCGAUGACAAURGCGAAACGUURUGCAAUGUUUUGUCGCGUUGUUGUGUUCUUUCCAGGGGUGAACUUCCAAAUAGGAGUAGGAAGAUUAUCCAGGAUGUCAUUUAUGAAGUUGAGAACACUUUUGGAAUAAAGAAGACCCUUCAGGAAUGCAUACCAAAAGAAAUCGUCGAAAAGCAAGUCCAGGCUAUGACUGUACCAGACUGGCAGCUUCUCUUGCUAAAAUUGCAAAUCCCAAUUUCGGAUGAUGGAUGGCAAAAAAUCUUAAAUGUCACUGAGUUAGGAAAAAAAGGUGUAAGUUCUAAUCUUGACCAAUCAUAUCGUUUGUUUUCACUACGUUCCUUGACUUGACUCCACGAAUUGUUAGAUGGUUACUUUAUAUAUUCAUCAUUCGUCAUUAACAAUUAUGUCGUCGAAGCAAGGGCGCCAGGGCAACCAUAACAGUUUUGAAUGAUAUUACAACGAUUGUAUUUGUUAUAACUUUGAGUAUCUUAGAAAUUCACUUAUCUGACUUCUUUGUGUAUAUCUUGAGUGUAUUCAGAAUUCCCUUGGAUACAUAGAUAGAUUUUUGGCGAUUUGUGGGCAAUUUUCUCCACUCCUAAAGGUCAAAAGCUGUACGUGUUUAUUUCAGUACGCCACGUUAUUCAACGGCCGUUAGUUACGUACUGGUAUGUACCGUCCGCUUAUGCAACCACGCGAUGUAAUCUACG